AUGAGAUCAGACAACAUCAAAACAGCCCAAAAGUCGCAAGAAUCGGAAGGAAGAGACUUUGUUCUUCCACCUUUUAGCCGUGACGUUACAACAGAUAAACCAGAAGCCAAGAGAUGGGUUGAGGACGGCUUCAUUUGGUGCUACGCCUUCAACCAUGCCGAGGCUGAGCGCUGCUUUGAAAAGGCCACCAAGAUCGACCCCGAAUGCGCCUUGGCGUACUGGGGAAUUGCAUUUUCACUCGGACCAAACUACAACAAGAGUUGGCGAGCGUUUGAUCGAAAUGAUCUUAGACACACCACCUUGAAGGGUACUGAGGCGUUCAAAAAGGCCGAAUCGCUGGCCUCAAAGGCAAGCCCUCUUGAACAGGCUCUCAUUCGGGCUAUACGACAUCGCUACCCCAAGGAUGAAAAGGACACCAACAAUUCAAAGGUCUGGAACGAGGCCUACGCAGAGGCUAUGAGACCAGUCUACAAAGAAUUCAAAGAUGACCUCGACGUCGCAACACUCUAUGCUGACGCACUCAUGAAUCUGACACCAUGGGCGCUGUGGGACGUUCGAACAGGAAAACCAGCGCCUGGGUCCGAGGUAGUCGAGAUCCAAGAGGUAAUUGAGAAAGGACUCGCUCAGGACGGCGGGCAUGAACAUAUUGGUCUCUUGCACGCCUAUAUUCAUGUCAUCGAAAUGUCGACCGAGCCCGAGAAAGGCCUUGUUGCUGCUGAACAUCUGCGCAGACUUGCCAACGAGGCAGGUCAUCUUGCCCACAUGCCUUCACAUCUUGACAUUCUUAUCGGAGAUUACCGAAGAGCCAUCUCAGCCAAUACAAAGGCUAUCAUGGCCGACGAGAAAUUCGUGUCUCUGCGCGGUGGUGGUGACUUUUACACCAUCUACCGCAUGCACGACUACCACUCUCUCAUCUACGCUGCCAUGUUUGCUGGUCAAUACGCUGUGUCGAUGGAAGCUGUCGAGCGUAUGGAGUCGGCUAUUCCAGACGAGGAUCUGCGAAUUCAGUCACCACCUAUGGCUGACUGGUUGGAGACGUUCCGCUCAGUUCGUCCGCAUAUUCUGAUCCGCUUCGGAAAAUGGGAGGAGAUUAUUGAAACACCGCUCCCUCAGGACCAAGAGCUUCUGUGCGUUACGACAGCCACGAUACACUACGCCAAAGGUGUCGCCUACGCCGCUCUUGGCAACGUUGAUGAGUCUGCAAAACAGCGAGAACUCUUCCUCUCCGCAAAGGCACGUGUGCCCCCAACGCGUAUAGCAUACCCGAACAAAUGUUCCGAUGUUUUGGAUGUUGCAGAGGCCAUGCUUGACGGCGAACUCGAGUACCGACGGGGUAACAUCGAGUUAGCAUUUGAACACCUUCGCAAAUCUAUUGACCGAGAUGACAGUCUGCGUUACGCCGAGCCGUGGGCAUGGAUGCAGCCCGCCCGCCAUGCGUAUGCAGCUUUACUCAUGGAACAAGAGCGCAUUGAAGAAGCAGCCGAAGUCUACCGGACCGACCUCGGUUUGAACAACAAGCUCUUCCGCGCACGACAUCAUCCGAACAACGUGUGGGCUCUACACGGGUACCAUGAGUGUGCGGUAAAGUUGGGACUUGAUGGAGAGGCACGUGUCAUCAAGCAGCAGCUUAAGACGGCUAUGGCUUUUGUUGAUGUGCCUAUCGAGUCUUCUUGCUAUUGCAGACGGGAUGUCAAGAAUACAAAUGGGUGCUGUCGUUUGUAA
Molecule: messenger RNA, 1722 nt
Organism: Fusarium venenatum
Lineage: Eukaryota; Fungi; Ascomycota; Sordariomycetes; Hypocreales; Nectriaceae
Source: RefSeq, a predicted model, not a curated record